Trichoderma citrinoviride is the source of this 1758-nucleotide messenger RNA. RefSeq names its product S-adenosyl-L-methionine-dependent methyltransferase. The record is from RefSeq and is a predicted model, not a curated record. Lineage: Eukaryota; Fungi; Ascomycota; Sordariomycetes; Hypocreales; Hypocreaceae. The transcript has 3 exons. The coding region runs from base 1 to 1758 and encodes 585 amino acids.
AUGGCGCGCCAGAAACAAGCAAAGCCAGCCAAAGACGAUGCCGCAGACUCGUCUCUGGGAUUCACUCCCGAGCGGUUCGAGCGGGAGCUCAAGGACCUCGCGGCCAAGGCGAAGAGCGACACGCGGGCCAACCGCCUGCUCGGCCAGGCGACGCUCUACGUCAAGACGGCGGUGCUGCUGACCCUGCUGGGCGUGUACUCCAACGCCUCGCAGCUGGCGCUGUCGCCCGUCUACGGGUCCGUCCCGGCGGCGGCGUGGCACUCCAGGGCGCUCAUGGCCGGGUGCUUCGUCGGCUGGGCGGGGAACCUCGCGCUGAGGCAGCUGCUGCCCGUGAAGACGGCGAAGCUGCUGCCGCUGGUGGCGCUGUACGUGCCCGUGAUGCAGUGCUUCCUGUAUCGGUUCAGCCAGGCGCUGGGGCCGAGCUACGGGCCGCUUGUGACGGAGGGGGUGACGUUGGUUCCGCUGGCGAUUCUGACGGCUUCUUGCGUGGCGGACAACUUAGAGGAUGUGGAUCUGAGUUCGUUGCCCAAGGGGCUGGGAGAUGCGGUUCCUGGGAUUGGAUCUUGGGGGACGUUUAAGCUGGUCGAGCACGUUGCGGAGAAGCUCCUGCAGAAGCACGUCGGGACGGUGUUUUGGUACACGCGGAUGGGCCUGGAGAUUCUGCUUGCUGGGUCCUACGCGGUGUUUGCGCCCUCCAAAUGGCUCGCCCUCGCGAUCCCGGCGCUGGUGCACACGGCCAUGUUCAACCCUCACGUGGCUACGCCGGCGGCCACGGCACUGUUGAAUACCACCAUGGCGGCGGAUCACUGGCUGCUGCUGGACCGGCGGGAGUCGGUGACGGGGUACAUCUCGGUGGCUGAGAACACGCAGACCAAGAUGCGCGUUAUGCGGGCUGACCACAGCUUGCUGGGGGGAGAUUGGGUGGAGUGGCGUGGGAAUCAAGUGACGGAGCCUAUCUACGCCGUCUUUGUGAAUCUGGAGGCCAUUCGCUUGGUUGAGAGGGAGAGGCCGGUGGCGGAUUCAAAGGCCAAGGCGCUGGUCAUUGGCCUUGGUAUUGGCACGAUGCCGUCCGCACUUGUGUCUCAUGGGAUUGAGACUACUGUUGUGGAGAUUGACCCAGCUGUGUACGACUUUGCUCAAAAGUACUUUCAGCUCAGGGAGAAUCGCCCUCCUGUCAUCGAGGACGCGGUCAAGUACGCUAACAAGGCCGCCAACGAGACCAAGGAAGUCUACGACUAUAUUGUUCAUGACGUCUUCACUGGAGGCGUAGAGCCUGUGGCCUUGUUUACCUAUGAGUUCCUGAACAACCUUUACACUCUGCUGAAGCCAGAUGGAGUCAUUGCCAUUAACUACGCGGGCGAUUUGAUGCUGCCUACGUCAAAGACGAUUGUCCGGACGAUUAUGAAAAACUUUCCGACUUGCCGCCUGUUCAGGGAGAACCCUCCAGACAAGAGGGCCGUUGCCGAGACGGGCACGGAUUUCACCAACCUGAUCAUCUUCUGCCGCAAGGUCGAUAAACUCACCUUCCGCGACCCGGUACCGGGGGAUUACCUGAACAGCCCGUCUCGACAGAGCUUCCUGACUCCUCAGCAUGAGAUCUCGCCCCGGGACUUGUUCGCCAUAGGCAAGGACGAAGAGGGCAGCGUCCUGUACAGGAACGGGACGGACAAGGCUAGCGAAGGGCAGCAGGCGAAUGCGGCUGGACAUUGGGCGGUUAUGAGGACGGCGCUUCCGGCUCGUUUCUGGGAGAAUUGGUAG